Penicillium verhagenii is the source of this 1560-nucleotide messenger RNA. Its product is annotated as glycosyl hydrolase family 43 protein. The transcript is spliced from 8 exons. The record is from RefSeq and is a predicted model, not a curated record. The coding region runs from base 1 to 1560 and encodes 519 amino acids. NCBI's taxonomy places the organism in Eukaryota, Fungi, Ascomycota, Eurotiomycetes, Eurotiales, Aspergillaceae.
AUGCUCUUCUCAAGGAUUGCCCUUCUAUCAGCGGGCUUGCUCUCGCAACUGGCUGCUGGAGCGACCACCCAAUUUAGCAAUGCACGACGCUUCAUGUUUGAUGUUGAUGGGAAUUUCAUUGACGCGUACGGAAGUAAAAUCAACUACGGAAAGUACUACUUGUAUGGAAACAGUUGGUCGAUCGAGGGUAGCUCGGCAUACGGUAUCAAGAGCUACUCCUCGGUAGACCUGAAAAUCAGGAAUUACGAAGGUUUCCUCUAUGAUCCCACCACCACCGAUGCUUGCUCGGGAUCCGGAGGCUGCGGUCGCCCUCAUAUCGUCUACAACACCAAAACCAAGAAAUACAUUCUCUGGGCCAACAAUGAUGGUUAUGUGGUGGCAACAUCCGACCACCCCGCUACAGGAUACAAAUUCCUUACCACUCAGCCUGCUCUGGAUCCCGUGGUUGCGAAAUUGAAUCCAGCCGACUUUACUGUUGAGCUCAUCAACAAUGAGGGAUAUAUUGUCUACAGUGGCUUGAAUUUUACCUAUGCUGGUGCAGGCAGUUUAUGGCCUCAAAUCUCCCAAUCCUUGUACAUUGGCCACCUGACCUCCGACUUGGAAAACACUACCACAGUGGCAUAUGAUGUCAAGUCACCGGCUAAUGACAUAGUCGACAACCAAGCAGAAUCACCCGAUGUAAUCUACCGGGACGGAAUGUGGUGUAAGAACGGCACAUUCCGAAUCAUGAUGGAUAAUUUGAUCGCUAACCAUUUACAUUUAGACGUCUUUGCUUCAAAUACCUGCGGAUACUGCAGCGGAACAUUGGCCGUCGUCUACCGGUCGUCGUCUAUUCAAGGACCCUGGAAACGCCAGAUUUUGAGCGGAGAUUCAUGCAAUUCUCAACUGGAGGGUGUCCUUCCCCUGGUCAACCCAAAGACAAAGGAGACGACAUACGUGUGGCACGGUACAUCAGUUCCCGGCGGCCCAAGGACCGGCUUUGGUGGACAUAUCUUCCAGCCUUUGGUCUUUAACAAAGAUGGUAGCAUCCAGGAUCUCAAUUGUAGCCCAGAGGCCACAUUUGAGGUGGACUUCACCCCUGGUGAAGGAGCCACUGCAUCAGGUCUAGCAAGCCAGUCAACUGAUAAGAGCCCUGACCUUGCUUCUUACACCACUGUCUGUGACUCCGACCAGUACAUUCUUUAUCAAACUUGGACCGCCGAGCGCACCGGACUCCUUGAGUCGGUUUCCGUCAACAUUGCAGCCACGACGCAAACUACGGCCUUGGAGGUCACCCGUUCUUUUCUCCCCAGCAAUUUGACCUGGGUAUUUAACAAUGCCACCGUCCAUGUCGAUGCACAUGUGACUGCUGGUGAGAGAUUGGGAAUCCAGAUUUCUGGAGCGGAUUUUGCACCAUAUUGCCACCUCGAAUACCCUCUUGCUACAGGUCAAAAGUCGGAAGACAUGAUUCUGUUCCAGCAAGGUGGUGGACAAUAUUCUGCCAGAGGUGCCAAGGGAAACUCACCUCCAAUUCAAGUUCGCGAGCAACGAGGUCUCAAGUUCUGGGCGGUAGUCAACUAA